Messenger RNA from Mesocricetus auratus (golden hamster), 6604 nucleotides. It is a transcript of the gene Nedd4, whose product is annotated as NEDD4 E3 ubiquitin protein ligase. The record is from RefSeq and is a predicted model, not a curated record. The coding region runs from base 241 to 3918 and encodes 1225 amino acids. Gene Ontology annotation, biological process: receptor catabolic process; regulation of dendrite morphogenesis; neuromuscular junction development. NCBI's taxonomy places the organism in Eukaryota, Metazoa, Chordata, Mammalia, Rodentia, Cricetidae. Gene Ontology annotation, molecular function: ubiquitin protein ligase activity; sodium channel inhibitor activity; protein binding. The transcript is spliced from 24 exons.
GGCGUUCUGACUACGAGCGAUUCUAGACACUUGGGAAAUGUCCGUCUCCGGCGUGGGUCGUCCUUUUCUAUGAAAUCUGGUAUCUCACGUUGUCCUAAGGUUAAAGACGUCUCUUGGCUCGCUUUUCUAACGCCACCGAUGGCUUUUUCUCUGGAUGCAGCACAGCUGCUGCUAGCCUGUCUACAGACAGAGAUCUUUGUUUUGACUCUCAGCCCUGAACAUGCUUGGAAAUGAGAACAAAUGGCACAGAGUUUACGAUUGCACUUUGCAGCCAGAAGAAGCAAGACUUACCCUCUGUCGGAACCCUCCGGAGAUGACUUGGAGAGCCACGUUAACACACAUGGCAAGAGGCCACCCCAAAUCUCAGUGGCCAGUGUGGUUCAAAUGAGGCUGACCCCCAGACAGACGCCACUGGCUCCGUGGAUAGAGCAAAGAUCCUCUGAAAGCAGUGACAAAAAGAGCAGCUGCCUGCAGAUCUCGCUGCAGCCCAGGUACGGAGGGGACCUUCCAUCCAGCACUGUUGUGGCUGACAGGGAUGACACACCCUUUACCUGUGUUUUGAAGGAUGGCAUUUGCAGCAGCACUGGGGUGGACAGUGAACUGCCCAGUGCCAGUGAUGGCAGCCUCUUAGGUACUUCUACUGUGUACAACGGCAGCGUCAGUAACUUCUCAGCCAGUGACAAUGGGUCUUACAGCAGCAGUGGCAGUGACUAUGGGUCGUGUGCAAGCAUCACAAGUGGAGGCUCCUACACCAGCAGUGUUGUCAGCGACAGUAGUGGUUAUGAGACCAUUUUUAGUGGAAAUUUACCUUCUGACAGCACCUCUAACAGAAGUGUGCCCGUCAGUACCACUCCCUGUGAAGUUACGUGCAGAAGUCCCAGUGGGCUUCCCUUCGCCCAGGAGGACCUGGAUCGUGGAGUAGAGACUAUGAAACUGCCAGUGAGCAGGAAUGCGAAGGUCCCACUGAAACGCUGCACGUCUUUGGUCAUUUUCCCCAGAAGUCCUUCAAACACCCCGCCUGCAUCCCCGACAAGCAGAGGUGCCUACCAGACCUCACACCAGCUGGUUGUGUCUUCUACUGAAACUGCACAUCAUGAAGAUGGUACUGGCACCAAAGGCUUUCUGUCGACAGCUGUCAACGGGCUCCGAUUAUCUAAAAUGGUUUGUACUCCCGGAGAAGUCAGAGAUGUACGACCACUGCACGUCAAGGGCUCGUUGCAAAAUAAAAUUGUCAUUUCGAAUAAUAGGCCCAAACACACUGUGUGUGAGAAGUUGCCUGAGGCAUUUUCCUGUGUUUCAGUGCACUUGACCCAACAAAAACCAACCGUGUCAGGUUCUGAAAACUCACAUGGUGGCUGCAUAUCGGAGAGGUCAGAACUCCAGCUCCAGCCUGAUUUGGACCAUUCCAUUCUCACGCAGAGCACAUCCCCUUGCUUACCAACCACACCAGACAUGGAUUACCAUAUUAACGUCCGUGGAGAGUUGGAAAGACCAAAUUCACAGAUAAGCAACAGCCAUGCUGCUUUACAGAGAAGUGUCUCACUGGGAGGGACAUACCCGAAUGUGUCCUGCUUAUCCAGCCUGAAGCACAGUUGUUCCAAGGGGGGACCAUCUCAGUUCCUCAUAAAGUUUGCAUCUGGGAAUGAUGGUAAAGUUGAUAGUUUGUGCAGAGAGAAAGCCUGGGCAAGUGAGCUGUGUAGUAAGACAAGAGAUGAUUUCCUAGGUCAAGUGGAUGUCCCUCUCUAUCCGUUACCGACAGAAAACCCAAGAAUGGAGAGACCAUAUACAUUUAAGGAUUUCGUUCUUCAUCCAAGGAGUCACAAAUCCAGAGUUAAAGGUUAUCUGAGAUUAAAAAUGACUUACUUACCUAAAUCCACUGGCUCGGACGAUGAGAAUGCAGACCAGGCUGAGGAAUUAGAGCCUGGCUGGGUUGUUUUGGACCAACCAGAUGCUGCUACCCAUUUGCAGCAUCCUCCAGAACCCUCUCCCCUACCUCCAGGAUGGGAAGAGAGACAGGAUGUCCUUGGAAGGACCUACUAUGUGAACCAUGAUUCUAGACGAACACAGUGGAAAAGACCAAGCCCUGAGGAUGACCUCUCAGAUGCUGAGAACGGUAAUAUCCAGCUGCAGGCGCAGCGGGCAUUUACCACCAGGCGGCAGAUAUCCGAGGAUGUGGAUAGUGCUGACAACCGAGAGUCCCCUGAGAACUGGGAAAUUGUACGAGAUGAUGACAACGCUGUGUAUAGCGGUCAGGCCAUCCAGUCGCCUCCAGCAGGUCAAGUAGACGUGCAGGUUCGCCUUGCAGAAGAGUUAGAUACCAGACUCACUAUGUAUGGAAAUCCAGCCACCGGCCAGCCAGUCACCAGCUCAAAUCAUUCCGGCAGAAGUGGCAGCUUGCAAGCCUGUAUCUUUGAGGAACAGCCUGCACUUCCUGUGCUGUUGCCUACUUCAUCUGGAUUGCCACCAGGUUGGGAAGAAAAACAAGAUGAAAGAGGACGGUCAUACUACGUAGACCACAAUUCUAGAACAACCACAUGGGCCAAGCCCACCAUGCAGGACGAUCCAAGAUCGAAGAUCCCUGCUCAUCUGAGAGCAAAGACACCAGUGGAUAAUGACCUGGGACCUUUACCUCCAGGAUGGGAAGAAAGAACCCACACAGAUGGAAGAGUCUUCUAUAUAAAUCACAAUACAAAGAAGACACAGUGGGAAGACCCGCGCACUCAGAACACUCAGAACUUGGCAACAACUGGACCAGCAGUGCCCUACUCCAGGGAUUACAAAAGGAAGUACGAGUUCUUCCGAAGAAAGCUGAAGAAGCAGCAGAAUGACAUUCCAAACAAAUUUGAAAUGAAGCUUCGCCGCGCAAAUGUUCUGGAGGACUCUUACCGGAGAAUUAUGGGUGUGAAGAAAGCCGACUUCCUCAAGGCUCGACUCUGGAUUGAGUUCGAUGGUGAAAAGGGACUUGAUUAUGGAGGAGUUGCUCGGGAAUGGUUCUUCCUCAUUUCAAAGGAAAUGUUUAACCCUUAUUAUGGGCUCUUUGAAUAUUCUGCUACGGAUAAUUACACCCUCCAGAUAAAUCCAAACUCGGGCCUGUGUAACGAAGAUCACCUCUCGUACUUCAAGUUCAUCGGUCGUGUGGCUGGGAUGGCAGUUUAUCAUGGCAAGCUGCUGGAUGGCUUUUUCAUCCGCCCCUUUUACAAGAUGAUGCUUCAGAAACUGAUAACGCUUCACGAUAUGGAGUCUGUGGAUAGCGAAUAUUACAGUUCACUGCGAUGGAUUCUUGAAAAUGACCCAACAGAGCUCGACCUGAGAUUUAUCAUAGAUGAAGAACUUUUUGGACAGACACAUCAACAUGAACUGAAAACUGGUGGAUCAGAGAUCGUUGUCACCAAUAAGAACAAGAAGGAGUAUAUUUACCUUGUAAUACAAUGGCGUUUUGUGAACCGAAUCCAGAAACAAAUGGCUGCUUUCAAAGAGGGAUUCUUUGAACUGAUACCACAGGAUCUCAUCAAGAUAUUUGAUGAAAAUGAACUAGAGCUUCUCAUGUGUGGCCUGGGUGACGUGGAUGUCAGCGACUGGAAGGAACAUACAAAGUACAAAAAUGGCUACAGCAUGAACCACCAGGUCAUCCACUGGUUCUGGAAGGCUGUUUUAAUGAUGGACUCAGAAAAAAGAAUACGCUUGCUUCAGUUUGUUACUGGCACGUCCCGGGUGCCUAUGAACGGAUUUGCUGAACUCUAUGGCUCGAAUGGACCACAGUCCUUCACAGUUGAACAGUGGGGCACCCCUGAUAAGCUGCCAAGAGCACAUACCUGCUUUAAUCGCCUGGACCUGCCACCCUAUGAGUCAUUUGAAGAACUCUGGGAUAAACUUCAGAUGGCGAUUGAAAACACUCAGGGCUUUGAUGGGGUCGAUUAGAUUACAAGGAACAAGCUGUGGUGUCUUAAACACCAUAGUUUUUAAGCAAAAUUGCAUCUUAACAUUUUCCAGAGUACUUCUAAAAGAUAGUCACUGGCUCUUCCCCAAGAGACCAGAGGACAGUUCAUCCAUGGUUUCAGCCACCACCAUAUUGAAGUGUUCAUUUGUCCAGUUACUUUGUCCUGUUGUUGGGGUUCACGCGACAGGGCAUUUAAGUCCUGUGUGCUUGAGUUCUGACCGUAUCUCAUCUUGCUAGGCACAUCUUUCUGAAACUACUGAGAUUCCAACUGUGAAAUAUCUGUAAUAUCUGGUGGGAAAAAUUUGACGCUUCUUUGAGAUGAAAUUUGGACAAAAAGUCUUUAAUAUUGAGUAACUGCGACACAGUUAGUGCUACUUGUCACUACUUAUUCUGUAGAACUUGCCUAGUGUACCUUAUUGCCUAGAUCUUUGGAACAACUUUGGAAAAUGUGUCAUUUAUGGUUUUAGUCACUUGAAUCACUUGCAAAAAAAAAUAUUUACUCUUCACUCGGGAUGUAUUUCACGUUUGUUAGCAUGCAGCUUGAGUCUCCAGGCCAUUCAGAAGACGAGUGGAGGAACAAGCUUUUAUUUGCAAUGUGUAGAGAGUGUUAGGCCUCCCUCUUGCCUGUGUACCCUCAAGCCUACAGUUAUUAUGUGUUAGUGCGUUUAGAAUCCCUUCAAACACUAAACAAUCUCCACGAAACAGUGUCUCUACGCAUGCCGUGAAGAAUCGAGUUACAUGUAUGACUUGCCCUUACCAGCCACUCUUCACGCUUGCAGUCACGUAGUGCAUACGUGUUUACGGAGUUCAUUAUGUUUACAGAUUAAGCGAAUUUCUGUAGUUGCAUUUUUAUAUUUUUAGUAUCACAUUAGUAUAAAAGAAUUUGUUUAAAAUAACCAAAGAGUAGUUCAGUGCAUAAUUUGUAUAAAUUUGUUACCAGGUUUCUUAUGCUUUCUAAAAAAAACUGUUUACUAUGAAAAUUAUGUUUUAUUAAAAGUCAAAAACUCUUGAGGCAAAUGCUACAGGUGGAAUCCCACCGAAACCACAUUGAAGUAUAGGAAGAGACCCCAUGCCUGAAUCAGCACACAUAGACAGUGCCAGCUAUGUACCAGGGCCUGAGAUAAAAUUGUCAGCAGUGAAAUCCAGCUCCAUUGUCAUCCUAAAGAAACCUAGAGAUGUGUAGCUGACUUCAUAAACAGCAGACAGCAGGGAUGAGCAGCCUCCAAAGCAGGAGGAAAGGGAGGCGAGGUCCCAGUCCACCUGCAGAGAGCAUAUAUGCUGACUCUUUUUAUUCAUCCUUAUGAUGUUGUGAUUAUGCAGAAAAUGCUCAUUAUGCAUGUAUAUGAAAAAACUAAGCCUGCUUUUCAAUGUGGUAUGUAUAAAGUAAUGUACUCAUGUGUUAAGAACUUUCCGGGGUGCAUAUAAAUGCCCCAUGGGAGCUGUCCCAAGUACGUAUGGCCAUUGGUUUUAGCUUGUUGACUCUAACAAGACAUGUGCCUGUCAGCCCAUGGUAGGGAUUCCAAUGACAGUAGCAAAAACCCUUUCCGUGGGUCACAUCAUCAUGUGGGUCAGGGAAAGUAACCCCAGGCCAGUGCAUGCUUCCCAAGUGUCUUUAUUGAGUCAGCCAGGCAUGACCACCUGUGUGGUCUUGAUUUUAUCAUUGGCCUGCACUACAAGGCUCCAGUUUCAUCAUCUGCCAGUGUGAAUAGCUAUGCCCACCCUUUUGUCUUGCAAGGUUAAGGUAAGUUCUGGAGUACCAAAAGAUCAGGCAGUUCUUCUUAAAUGCUUUCCUGCCAGGCACCAGAGCUGCCUCUGCUCCCAGUGAGGAUGCUCACCUACAGAGAAAGUGAUUUAGAGUAGGUGAGGAUGAAAGGAUAUGGCUGGCCCCAAAUGUGUGCUGGCAUAUAUAUGUACUAUAUAUAUAUGUACUCAUGCAUGGAUCUCAGCAUCAGAGUUCUCUUUCUCUACAGUGGCAAAGUAACACUAAUAAGGGCUGGUGUGUUAUCUGGAAUGUCCCCAUUGUUUGGAACUAAGGGGGAAACUGUCUUGUGAAACAGACUUGUGCAUGGCUGUUUGGUCCACCUUGGAGAAGCCAUCAACAGCAAAGCUUAGAAAACACAAGCUUUCUCUUCAUAGGCAGAUAGCCCCUUGAAUGGUCCAAUGACUUCACUGGAACCUGGUUUUAGGAUGUCCAGGCUCACUCCCCCACUCACCCAGGCGUGGACCAAUGGUCUGAAGGAGCCUGGAUAGAUCACCACAGCCCCUCGUCCAGUCUGCAUGGGAAUGUCUCAGUGACAUUCGACUGCUGGGGAGUUGUGGACCCAAUUUCACAAAGUAAAGGCUUUGUACUUUUCCAGGAAAGUAUUUUAGCCUUCAUUUUUUCUAAUUCUCCUCCCACACACACAAAUGAAACACAAAAUUAUGUUACAAAUGCAAAUCCAAAUGAUAAUUUGUUUUCGCUUUUUAUUUAUAAUGUCCAAGUUAUUCCUUAAAAAUAAUCAAGUUAAACAUAAUUGGUUUUGGUGAUAAGCUAUUUGACAUUGUUUUUAAAUUCUUUCUUAUAUGGUAAAUGUAUAUCCAGAUUAAUGUAUCAAAAUUUAUUGCAUAAACUAUAAAAUCAUUUUCAAAAUCUCAAUUCCACAAAUAAAGUUCUAUUCUAAUUUUAAA